CAGGUGCGCCGUCCGAGCCCAAGCGGCCGGAGACGGGGGAGCGGCCGCCGACGGGGCGGCGGCGGCGGCGGAGCACAAGUCGGUGGAGAUCAUGCGCAAGUUCUCGGAGCAGUACGCCCGCCGCUCCAGCACCUUCUUCUGCUCCGACAAGUCCGUCACCGCCGUCGUCAUCAAGGGGCUUGCUGACCACAAGGAUCAACUCGGAGCUCCUCUCUGCCCCUGCAGGCAUUACGACGACAAGGCCGCCGAGGCCGCGCAAGGGUUCUGGAACUGCCCGUGCGUCCCCAUGCGAGAGAGGAAGGAGUGCCACUGCAUGCUUUUCCUUACGCCCGACAACGAUUUUGCCGGAGAGGACCAGGCCAUCAGCUUGGAGGAGAUCAAGGAGGCGACGUCCAAGUACUAACCACACAACACCUGUUUUGCUCGAGAGGGGGCUAUAGUCAGUCAGUCGGUCGUCGUUGUCGGGACCUGUGUAUGUAGUAUCUCUGUAACAGCAGGAAAUAAGAAAUGUCUGUCUGGAAUGAUAUCUGUUGUCAUCCAUCCGUCUUGAGAGAAAUUAAGGCCUGAUGGUCGUGUUCCCGACUCGUCAAUGUUGCGA
This is a messenger RNA of Triticum aestivum (bread wheat), 598 nucleotides long. Its product is annotated as ferredoxin-thioredoxin reductase catalytic chain, chloroplastic. The record is from RefSeq and is a predicted model, not a curated record. Lineage: Eukaryota; Viridiplantae; Streptophyta; Magnoliopsida; Poales; Poaceae. Gene Ontology annotation, molecular function: oxidoreductase activity, acting on iron-sulfur proteins as donors.